Messenger RNA from Durio zibethinus, 1542 nucleotides. The record is from RefSeq and is a predicted model, not a curated record. Lineage: Eukaryota; Viridiplantae; Streptophyta; Magnoliopsida; Malvales; Malvaceae.
UUUUUGAUUGGUUUAUCUAUAAACAUCCAGAAUGGGUAGCACGACUGCGUAGGGAAAUUGGAAGGUGGUGACCUUAUUCUAUUGAACAAGGCAGGUCUCGGACGAUAACUUUUUGCUUUUAUAAACAUAAAGUAGUUUCCCAUAAAUAUUAUUUUUCAAACGCUUUAACAGAAACCUUCAGAUUAAGGCCUGAUAUAUAAAGCAUAGUACUUUCAUUUGCACCAUUUCUAUCUUCUUCUCAUUUUUGUUUUGUUUACGGCCAAAAUUAUGAGUGUGGAAGAUCAAUUUCCUAAAACGGAAACCUUCAUGAACAAGGAGUGGCCAUCUUAUAUUUAUGGCAUGGCAACAGGUCCAAAAAUUGAUCCAAUCAUUUGGGGUGCUUUAACUGGGACUGCUUUUCAUGAAAAUGGUAGUGGCAGUGCAAGUAAGUCAUCAUCAUCAUCAUCACCUGACAGUCUGCUUUCAAGUUCCAAUUCUAGUUAUUCUGCAGAGGAGGGUCCUGGAGCCAAUUUGUUGAAAAACAUUCCUGGAUUUAUCAGACAGGAUGUUGGGAAUGAACACAACUCCAGUUUAUUUGCUUCAGUGUUUAGUUCUGUCCACAUGCCUGGAGGUUGUGUUUCUGAUGUCAAAGAUGGGUUUAUUCCAGUGAGCUUUUUAGAAUCCUUUCCAAAACUAAACCAAGUUCAAGUUUCCGAACCACCUUCUCCAUCUUCCAUAUCAGCCACAUCAAAAUUCCCAAAUUUAGCUUUGUUUUUGCAGGAACCCACCAUGUUAGAUCCAUCCACACGAGUCAUUGAUUCCAUUGGCAAAAAGAGUUUGAACCCUCUAUUCGAAAUGCCUCAAGUUGGCCAGAUUCAGUCUCAACCGGGCGAUGAAUGGCUUAGAAUCAACCAGAGUUUGACAAAUUAUCCAUCCAAAGGUUUCAGUGACUAUUGGCUUAGCACUACCAAGACUCAGCCUAUGAAGUACACUGGACGAAGAUUGCAGGAUCAGCACCAAAAGGGUUCUUUAUCAUCAGCUUCAUCACCCGGAAAGCUGUUCAGAGGGGUGAGGCAAAGGCAUUGGGGAAAAUGGGUUGCAGAGAUAAGGCUACCAAGAAAAAGAACAAGGGUUUGGUUAGGGACUUUUGACACCGCCGAAGAAGCUGCUAUCGCAUAUGAUACAGCCGCAUACAUGUUGCGUGGAGAAUAUGCACAUUUGAAUUUUCCAGAUCUUAAACAUCAACUCAAGGCCAAUUCUUUGAAUGGAAAUACAGCUGCACUUCUUGAAGCCAAGUUGCGAGCAAUAUCACAGGGCAUUUCUGCUAACAAGAAAUCCAAUGAUCCAUCUCCAACACCAGUAAAAGUCAAGGAUUUAAACCAAAACAAAGCAAAAAGAGAGUGGCAAUUUGAGGUGGAUAGCAAGGGAGGAUCGGAAGUGAAGGAUAACAAAAAGAAAACUCAGGAGAUUCCAUCAUCAGAUGUGGAUGCUGUACAGUUAAGUAGAAUGCCUUCCUUGGACAUGGAUAUGAUCUGGGAUGCUCUUUUGGUCUCAGAUUUAUGA